Tetranychus urticae (two-spotted spider mite) is the source of this 587-nucleotide messenger RNA. RefSeq names its product NHP2-like protein 1. Gene Ontology annotation, biological process: ribosome biogenesis. Gene Ontology annotation, molecular function: RNA binding. Gene Ontology annotation, cellular component: nucleolus; ribonucleoprotein complex. NCBI's taxonomy places the organism in Eukaryota, Metazoa, Arthropoda, Arachnida, Trombidiformes, Tetranychidae. The record is from RefSeq and is a predicted model, not a curated record.
ACAUAGAUGACGCUGCUAUGAAAACUUAAGUUACUUAGCAAAUCGACCAGCACAUGGUUUGAAAACUUGUAUUUUGUUUUUCGUUGAUUGUGUUUCUUCAUUAUUUAAAUCGUUUUUGAUUGAUUAUUCCAUAUUUAUCAUUAAUCAUGACUUCCGAAGGAAUAAAUCCCAAAGCAUAUCCAUUAGCUGAUGACCAAUUGACUGCUAAAAUUUUGAAGCUAAUUCAACAAGCUGCAAAUUAUAAACAAAUUAAGAAAGGAGCUAAUGAGGCUACCAAAACAUUAGCAAGAAAUUUGGCCCAAUUGAUAGUUAUGGCCGCUGAUGCUGAACCAUUGGAAAUUUUAUUACACUUGCCUCUUCUAUGUGAAGAUAAAAAUGUUCCUUAUGUUUUUGUCAAAUCUAAACAUGCUCUUGGUCGUGCUUGUGGAGUAUCAAGAUCAGUUAUUGCAUGUUCGAUUAUUGCCAAUGAAGGAAGCCAAUUGACACCUCAAAUCACAUCUCUACAGAGUGAAAUUGAAAAACUCCUUAUUUAAUUAAUUUUUGAAAUUUUUUGUUCUAUUUUCCAUAUAAAAUUAAUGAAUUGGAAA